AUGUUCGGCAGAAAUCGCAAAAUCACAAACGACUUCAUCAUCAGUUUCAGACAAGCAAACGAAUGGUCGGUCGUAUACGAGUUCACCAGCGGAUCCAAACAAUUAUAUGAAUCAACACUCAUUCCAUUGGUUUUACCACUAUUUCUGCAAUUGUUUGCCGGAAUCUUCAAUCCUAUGAAUCCAUCCUCCUUUGGAAACUUCAAUCCUCACGGAAGGCGUAAGAGAGACAUCAACUUUCAUCCAAACGAAAACAUGAGCCAACUUUUGAUGUCUAUAAUGAAACAAGUUGUCGACUCAUUUGACAAAUACCAUUAA
Messenger RNA from Oppiella nova, 315 nucleotides. The record is from the annotation of a GenBank genome assembly. Lineage: Eukaryota; Metazoa; Arthropoda; Arachnida; Sarcoptiformes; Oppiidae.